AUGAAGAAAAGAAUCGCCGCAAUAACUUCUUUUGGAAUAUUUGAGCUGUACAAAGACACGGAUAAAUCGCAAGAAAAGAAAAACGAGAAGAAAGCAAAUGCAGUCAAUACAAUCGAGGGUCUCAGAAGCUAUAAAUCGAUUGUUCUCAAGCAAUUCAAUGUGGAAAUUGCAAGAAGAAGGGAGAAAACUGGUUAUGUCAGAAAUUAUUUUCAACUCCGGAAAGAUAUAUCGCUUAUUGAUGUAAGAAAACCAUCAAGAAGACUUCUUUUUCACGUCCUUUAUCAAAUCGAAAAAUGGCUCAAAGCAUUUCACGAGCAUGCUGCUUCUUGUCCGCCAAAACUACCGCCCUACGUUCCGGAUAGAAAGGAGAUGAAGAAAGACGAGGAAAUUGUUUCGGCAACGCUUGAAGUUUUGCUGCCAAUUUGGGAAACUCGUUUCGUGACACUCGUUGGGGAUAAGCUCACUGUAUAUAAGGGAAAAGAUGCGAAUUCCGACGUCUUUAUGAGCUCAAAUUUGAAAGAUAUGAUUGUCCAGCCAACAAAGGACGCCUAUUUUCAGAUUUCAGAAAAGUACGAGUCUGAUACCAAAGCAUAUAAUCAUAUCCUCGGCCUCAAAACAACGAAAACAAAGAACCCUGCAACUUGGUUGAAACAGCUGUCGACUUUUUAUGAAAAGGGGACUCCCUCAACCAUCAGAAGAACGCUCGGACAAUCCUCUCUCCCGACCAUGUCCUCGCCAAAUCCAUCCCCAAUGUCGAUCCGUCGCGAAAUCAGCGACCCUACCGGCAAAACCAUCCCUCCAUCACCCAGCAUCGCAAUCAGAUCUCCCAGUCUCCAGAGACUUCACAGAUCAGGAACACACACGACAAUCACAACUACAGACUCGUUAAUGCAGAGUAUCGACGAAGAAGAUCUCACGCUAGAAAAUGAAAAUAAUAAAAUCGGCGAUGCUGAUUCUAGUACUGGUUAUAUCAGCCCCUCAGACAUCGUUUCCCGACCAAAAAUCAGCCACAACAUUACCUCUCCCGCCGAAACCAUCACUCUCCAAGAAUUCCUCGACGAUUCCGAAAAAGCCGAAGGUCGCCAAACCCCCGAAAACAUCGACGAAAUCGAAGUAGACAUCAACAACUCCCUGAAACUUGACGAAACGCAAAUGAUUGUUACGGACAAAGUAGCGGCCUGGAUGAAUAGAGAAAAUCUCGGUCCGAUCAUGGAAGAUUACGAUCCUGUCGGAGACUAUCUGCGUAAUCCGAUGGAUUUUGACGAUGACUCGGAUAGAUCAUCCGGAGUUUCAGAAAAUUCCAAAGAUGAUUGGCUAAAAGAAAGCUUUUCGGCGGCAAAUUCAUAUAAUCUCAACUCUUCAAACGUUUUCCGCGAACGGCCUGUUGCCCGUCCAAAGAAGCCACAAGUUCAAAAUGUUUUCACGGGAAGAUUUGACGAAUUUGACGGCGAGUUUUUUGAGCAUCGCACUUUUCACGAGACGUUUUCGAGCGAGUUUGAUUUUGGAACGCAGUUUGGAAGGAAAAAUACGAAAACGACCACUGAAGUUUUUGAGCAAUUUGUCCCUUGCGUAAGAGAAGAAAGCUGGAAAAAGACGAUACGAGUGGAGACGAAAGAAGAGUCAGAAAUUCUAGAGGCGCCUCCUAGACGUAUCAAAAGAUAA
Molecule: messenger RNA, 1662 nt
Organism: Oikopleura dioica
Lineage: Eukaryota; Metazoa; Chordata; Appendicularia; Copelata; Oikopleuridae
Source: the annotation of a GenBank genome assembly